AUGCCAUGUGAGGUCACAGAGGCAGAGGAGAUGAAGAGCGAGAAGGCCGUGGGGAGAUGGCCGUGGAGGUUGGAGCGAUGCGUAGACCUCCCGGGGAGCACGGGGACCACCAGCCAGCGGAAACCGGAAGGACCGGGCCGCUCUCCCCUGGAGGCGUUGGUGGCGACGUGGCCCAGCCAGUGCCUCGACUUUGGAUCCCGCGCCUCCAGUCUCGGUCAAGAGGUUCAGUUCGUACCACCCAAGGACUUACACCGAGUCCUGGGCGUGGAUCACAGGUUCCUGGGUGUUUCCCGACUUCUCCGGGCCCUGCAGCGGGUGGCCACAGCGCUGACACCGCCUCGGGCUGGAAAGCGGGUUGGGGACCUCUCACUCUCCAGCAAGGAGAACCGUGCCCUGGGCCAGCCUGGGAAGGCCCAGCCGACUCUGCCCCCCAGGCUCCUGCCGGCUUCCUCUCUGUGUGGCCUCCUGGACCGGUGGGUCGGGGUGGCCCUGUGGAGCCUCCGCGGAGCCUCUCCCGUCUUCCCGGGUGUCCUCUCCGGGGGCUGCGUCCCCACCUGGCCUGGCGGGCCUCCUGCUGCUGCGACACAAGCAGCUGAGCUGUGA
Molecule: messenger RNA, 603 nt
Organism: Rangifer tarandus platyrhynchus (Svalbard reindeer)
Lineage: Eukaryota; Metazoa; Chordata; Mammalia; Artiodactyla; Cervidae
Source: the annotation of a GenBank genome assembly